UGUCGUUGCACCAUGACGAAUAUAUCAAAAUAAAUUACGCACACAUUUCGAUAUUAAGGCUCAAUAUACGCACAAUGUCAAUGUUAUUAGAUCGAUUUUGUUAUUAUUCAAAAUGUGGUGAGCUUCAAAUUAUCUAAAUAAUGAUUACAUAUAAUUCUAGGAAUCUCUAGUUUGGUUUCAUGUUUGUCCUUGUCAAUACAACGUUUCUUUAUGGAUUUGUAUAGCAUGCAAUCCACAGCAUGUUUAAUCCACUUAUGAUUAUUUAUGCGGAUCAUGUGCUUACUUCUCGUGGCGCAAGAUACUUUCGCGAAAGAGGACAAGGGCAGCAUGAACGAAUUAGACGUCUAUCGCGUUUCUCAGGUUGCGCAAUUCUUUCAUGAAACGAGAAAUACUUGCGUGAUUGGGUUUUGACAUUGUCAUUUGUACAGCUCAAAGUUCUAAGUGCGUGCAAUUCUCCAAGAAACAAUUCGUCCAAGCAAAAUUAAUAGUUUGUUAGUUUAUUUACGACACGCUGUUGCGCCAUAUUCGUGAAACGAUUAAUAUACAAAUAUCAUCGAGGUAUAUAGUCUGUCUUAGAUAUCCGUUAGAUGAUGAUUCGUUGGAUGUAUUGGACAUGAAAAAGAAUUUUUCUUUGAUAGCUUUCAUCGCGGAAAAUGUCGGUGCGACAUCGGCUAUCAAAAGACGUUCUCGACUUUCGAUAAGUUAACGAGGCAACAGCCGGAAACGAAGUCAAAGCUUCACUUCGUCUAAAUCGAAGAUGGACGCGUGGAUCAUCGAUCAUCGAUCAUUCGUGCGUCGAUUACGCGCCGCAUGACUUGCGUAAUCGCGAGAUUUGCAACGAUCCAGACACGCGCGGAAAAGAUCCAGGCGCCGGACGGACUUUCUCUUGUCUUUCCUUCACUGUCCUUCUCGAUAGUAGCUACCUUCCACGGAAGAUCUGGUCCGAGUAUGAAAGUGAAAAUUAAUUCCGCCAUUCGAAAUCAACGAGAGCAUGUUUAACAAUCACUACGUGUGAAUUUUCCAUGAGAAUCUAGUGAAGAAUAUCGAAAACUGUGAAAAUGAAAAAUAAUCGACAGUAAUAUUUUUGCAAGGAUGUUCUUUCUGCUCUCUCUAUCCCAUCUUUCCAACUAACUGAGAAAUUUAUCACAUUGUCUCCAGGUAAUAUGAUGGAUUCGUGUUAAUCAAUGUUCCCACAAUUUGAUCGCAUGCAUAAGUCGGAUGAUUCGCCCGUCACGCCUCGAGGAGGAUCAUCAUCACCUCGCAAUAAUAAUGUGCAACAAGAUAUAAAUUUCUCUUUAAGCAGCAACGUUUCGUGAGCAAUACCGAUGAUGAAAUCUCCAGCCUUAAACGUGAUACCGGUAGACAGUUACUAGUUUUUCCACAAGUAUUUUCUCCGACGCGGAAGAUCUCCAGUGAAAGAUAAUCUGAAAUUCUGCGCUAGGUAAAUAGACGUGAAGAAGCUGCACGUUACACACUCAUCAAUACGAGCAAAGGUCUUCGAAAUUGUGAAUAUGACUACGAUUCUAAACAAUAUCAUUUCACUUUUCGAUUUAUUUCUUCUCGAUUUUUUACAUUGAAGUUUAUCUUGCCCUCUCUUUUUCUUUCUUUGACAUCAGCAUUUAUAAGGAAAGUUUACAAGCUGACAUAAAAGGAAAGAGAAAAGUACCAUAGAAAGCAUCGCAAGUACUCUACAAAACGUUCUCUUAAUGUAUGCAAGGAUGUUCUGAUAUAUGACAUCGGAAUAAUCGACUUGGUAGUUUCAUAUUCACUUCAAUUCCUUCGCAAAGCUCUAUAAAGCAAAUCUAUGUUAUACGUUACAAAAUCGAAAGUCUAUUCCGGCUAUCACAGUCCAUUUGUCGCGAUUACAGCAGCUUAUCACUGAAAUUCUCGUUUAGAUAUUAACGGUCCGCACGAUGUGGCUUUUACCGCGAUGCAUGAAAUGUGAAAGCUGUAAUCGAGUGGUAACUUGCAUUUUCUAUCCGUCUAUAAUCUAGACAUUCUAGACGAAUAACAGCAUAACAUGCAGACCGUUCGAAGACCGUUUGAUUUCAGAUAAAAUCUCUCUAUUCGUCUAGAGAGCGUAAACCUUUACCAAAAGCAACGAAACUAUGGUGGGAAGGUGAGUCAGAGAGUGCAUCGCCCUAAGGAGGGUCCAAUGGACCGUUCACUCUUCCCUUUCUCGAUUACCUCACAAAGGCGUACCGUUUUACAUGUCAAAAUUGAUGGGAAGCGGUACCGAGCUCGCUGCAUGGAGAAUCUAAAGAAACCGUAACGUAUAGGUACAGUGUACAUUUCCUCGAAACUAAACCCACGUGUGAAGAGACGACGAGAUGAUGCGUGAGAGCAGGAACCGCUGUGAUCUCGAUAAGGAACACAAAGUUAUUCGAGAAAAUAGACAACGCGAUCUCAACUCAACGUGAAUCUUAAUAAACAUAGAUAAAUAUUAUCUAGACAUCGCUUUUCUAAUAAUAUCAGUUAUGUGAAAUCAUGAGGAAUGUAGCAACGAUCCCUUCGCAUCGGAAUUAGAUGAACAUCAGAUAUCUCGUGCGUGCCCGGACCUCCGAAUUAUGCAAUAAUUCGUGAAGAAACCCACGCAACACUGGCCAUAAAACCGUAACGAUCGUCGCCAAUCCGGCGACGGCGUUUCGGAAGAUCGAACGAUGAUGAAAGUUUUGUUCGUGUGUGCGUGUAUGUGACAAAGAUGUUGCACGAAAGUGUCGUAACAAUUUUGAGGACAACUUUGAGAAGACAAUUGUAGCAUAAAACAAUUUUCUUGAAAUUCAGCUGAUUUUUAGUUGAUUUUUACCUGAUAAAGUUGUUAAUUUAAAUGAUUCGUGAAGAUAGAGGGUACGCAAUAAUGAUGAUACGAAACGAUCAAUUCCCGCUCGAAUCAAAUGGAAUCAAAUUAAAUCACGGAUGAUCUCAUUGCAUCUACGCAUUAGAUAGGCUCGAAAUCCUACGCGCAGAAUGUCCUUUCCUCCUCCGCAGAAGUAAAAUAUUCCAUUGAUGUCGAACCGGAUGUAAACCGCGUCCAAGACGUAACAUUCUACAUUUCCGUACAUGUACGGCUGUUCUGGCAUUGCUAGAACAAAUUUACACUUCUGCACUCACCUAAAUAUGAUACUAUAUUAGAAAGUAUUAAGCAUGAUAGUAUGCUAUUGUCAUAAACACAAUAUACACGUCUAAAUACUUAUUCCGUUUUCUAGAAACGUACGCGUUAUAGUGUCAUAGAGUACUAUUGAGCUAAUAACAAACAAAUAUGACCCGUUAUAAUAAAAAUUAAAUUUUGAUUAAAUAAAAUAUUUUAAAGGACAGUAUAUUUUGCGAAACCUGAUUCACACAAGUGCGUAAAAAAUUUCACAGACAACAACGUGGAACUUACUCAUGAGCAAUCAACGUAACGUCCGGUUCGGGUCAGUUACGCACAUUAAAUAAAACACAGAUAGGAUAGUUAAAAAAAAGGACAGAAUGAAAAGGCCCUCGCGAGAGAUGUGUCAAGAUGGUUUUCCCUGGAUUGCAUUGAUAUUAGUCACAAAGCUGGACAGAAUUCGGUUUCCGACUCGGUCGAGUUAGGUAACAGCAUAGAGCCGCGAAGCCGGGACCAACGCGACUCAGUCUCGCCGUGCUUCUCGCGGCGAUAACAUCGACGACAUAGCUUAAAGCGAGCCUCUGAUAUGGGAUGUGGAGAACCAGGUAGUGGAUCGAGAGAAAAGAUAAUUUGCGAGACAGUGACGUGACAGUGAGCGUACCGGCGAUCAUCACUGAUCAACAUCAUGGAGGUGUCGAUGUCAUUGAUGAGGUACAUUUCUGAUUUCAAAAUUAGUUCAUGAAAAGUAAAUACGUAUUAUGAGUUUGUGAUAAUUAGUAAUUAUGAUAAUAAUACAGCGCAAUAUAUCUCGAGAUUAAAUGUUAAGCGAUGAUUGCAUGAAUGUGACUUUUGUAAAAGGUUGAACAAAUUAACAUUUGACGAUCGACGAUCCUUUCACUAUAUUGAAAGAGUUACGCAAAAGGACACGAUGGUCGCAUCGUAAUAUGGUAACGUAAAUAUCCUUGAAUGUUGGAAUUCCGGAAUUUUAUCUUUAUAACGAAAGGCAAUUAAAAGAAUUAAAAGUUUUCAAUAUCGGUUACUUCAGCAUUUGAAAUAAACGUUAACAAUUAACAAUAUAAGAGAUGACUGAUGAGGAACGACUCCGAUCGUCAAUGUCAAAAUUGAAUUCAGUUCAAGUUAAUCAAACCAAAUGAAUCAAAAAUCACACAAACGAUCACUGUUACGUAAUCGCUGUCUGUCUCUGUGUGUUUUGUAUUGCGUGAAUUUGAUGCGGCGUAGGUUGAUUAUGAUGUAUUAGCAAACACUUUCUUUUUACGGGAACAUAAAUCCUAUCGCCAUGCUUUCGAGAUACAAGCACGAGUGAUUAUGUAAGCGUGAUCUUAAUUAUAAUCCAGGCAACCCGAAACAUCCUAGAAUUCUUUGUAGCAAGUUGCUAACAUGAGCAACUUGAGGUAAUGCGCGUGUAUGCGGGAAAGACGAGUGACUCGAGUAAUAACUGGUUAUUACAAUUUAACGACACGGAAGACGGAGAAAGUGCAUAUGGCAAAGAAAGUAUAAAAUCAUGGCAAAUAAAUAAUUGCAAUAGCAUGUUGUAAAAGUGUCGUGGACCUAAAAGAAUAUUAUCAGUUUUACAGACGCAAUCACAUUAUUAUAUUUUGAGAACUCAUAAAUAACAUGAUUUCCUACAAUCAGGUUUUUUGUAUAAUUUCAUAUUUGUGUACGUUAAUUAAAUUAUAACAUCAAGCAUCAACAAUAUCAUGAGAUUAUUUUACUCAGAUUAUGUGUGAUUCGUAAUAUACAUAUAAUUUAAAAUAUCAUUUUCAUUUGCAUUGCUACAAAAGUCUUUAUAUGAUAUUACGGAGCACACACACCCACGUGUGUGUGCUGUGUGUGAACGUACAUAUGUAUGUACAUGUGAAUGUAUAAUGAAUGUAUGUGUAUGCAUAAUGACCAAAUUUUGGUAACAACUAAGAGCCGUAACGAAAAGAAAAGUAAAGAGCACAAAUUAUGCAAUACACUCCACGUUGCACAAGUCAUUAGUAUACAUGUACCACAUGUCACGGCCGCAAGGCAAGCAGCAAUAAGGACACGUUGAGCAACAGGAAUUUAUGAUGAUAGUGGUGGUUUUCAGUCGAAAGACUGAUGUUAGCCCAAGGAGGAAUUGUACUGGACAAUGUACUGGCUGCCACGUGCGUUCAAACAUUGCUUUCGCAUCGAAUCUUGCCACAAUUUGCUACUACAUACAUUUGCAUAGCGCAAUUGUUCGUAGAGGCGUUUGUACGCGCUUCCCACGUACUCGAAAUCUAAUCGAUAUUUUUUUUCCGCGAUUCCUCAUAAAAUCAGCACUUUUUUACUUUAAAUAUAACAGGAAAAUGUCAAUGUCACAGUUACCACAAUGUAAUUAGAGACAAAGUUCUGUCUUGUCUAUUGCCUUGUCUUCUCGUGUAUUACAAUCGAAAUCUUGUAAACGAGAAAGCUCUGAUGUAACUCGCCUUAGUUCGAUGAUCGCUAAUUAGAUGAUUGUGUAACGAUCGCACGCCAUGUUCACACCUGUGAGCAUCAAUCAAGGGGAUCCUAUGAACGCAACACGCGGACGAUAACUCGCUCUUUCGUUCACGCUUGACUGUUAAACCGAUUCAACGACGCACGGCGUUAAUUACAUAGGAAAAGGAAACAUCUUUUUCCGUAUGAUAUCUACCGUGUUUAAAAAUAUUAGAUAUACAAGAUAUAUAAGAACGCGAUUGCUACACUCGUAAUACGAUUCCUUACGUUUUACACAGAAAUUUAUAAAAUUCUGUAUUACUUUAUUCUCAACUUAAGAUGCGUUAUUGAUUAUUUCGGGAUAUGUCGACUGAACGAUCGCGUUAAGUAAUUAUAACGGUUAAGUAAUUAUAACUGUGAAGUAAAUCCCAGAUACUGAUAAUUGCUACAACACUGUAGCGGAGAAUAAAACUCUCGAUUUCAUGGCCGCGAUGGAAAGUCGCGGAAGAAAGCUCGUCUAGCAACAGUACUGAAAUGACGACAAGAUCUCACGUUUAAUCACUUCCUUAACAUUUGUAAAAAAAAGCCAAAACGAUGUUACAUUCCUUAUCCGAAUUAGCAGCGUUUGCGAUAUGUCACAAGAAUAAUCAAUUCAAACAUCUGCAAUUUAUAUCACAAAAAUCUCGUGAAUACUAUUAAACUGAUUUUCCAUAGAUUAAGCGUGUUAUAUUCGAGAUUUGAUUGGAAAAUGCAAAGUCCUCACCCUUGCGCAUCUUGCGGUCGGAAGGACUACGUGAGAAAAAAAAAAAGAGAAAAGACUACUUGCUUUCUGCGACGCGCGGAGCAUUUAUAUCACGCAGCACAUUAUUCUUAUUCCGCACACAUGCCGUCAUCCUAAUACCUGCCGCCAGGGACAAUGCCAUUGCCAUAGUGAAACAGUGAAAGUAUGGUCAUUUUGCCCUCGCUGUCGCGAACGCUUCUGCUCGUCCCACUCGCGCGCACGCAUGCACGCAAGCACGCACGACACACGCAUCGACGUUUCGCAUUAUCGCGAUAGUCUCGUUUAGAACGUUGCAACUCUCAAAGUGUCUUCCAGAGCACUUCGGUUGAAAUUAUUUCUACGCGCGCUAAACAUGAAAGCGCGAUGCAAAUUCUCUUAGGAAGCAUCAUCUACCUGUUCUCAGCGGCUAACGCGAGAACUGCGAUAAUGCCGCCACCAUGGGCCGAUCCUUCGAGCAACCCUUGUGCCGCACAACCACGCGGUUGGCAAUUGCUGUACUGGCCGGCCGAUGGGAAAUGUUACAAAAUAUUUCAGAUUGGCGCCCCGUGUCCCGAAACUAUGGAGCUGGGCCCUGCGGCUGGCGGCGGUGGAACGAUAGCAGAAUGCAGGUGUCCUCCGGGAACCGCUCAAUCACCCAGGGAUGCCCUGUGCCAUCCGAUAUUCACGAGAGCGUCCUGCUCCAGAGGUCAAUUCUUCGCGCCGGUACCUGACGCGCCUAGCAAAUCAGGUUCGAAACGUCGAUGGGGAGUUUGCCGCGAUCCAGAACCUUGCGACGAACAAGGCGAAAUUUAUUGGCCUAGAGACGGCAAAUGCUAUACGAAGCUCAGUAGGGGACCUUGCCCGCGCGGCGAACUCCUCGUCGUAGGCGAGGAUGGUCUGGCAACUUGUUCAUGUUCAACGAGCGGCGAAUUGAGCAGAUACCAUUGGCUGGGAAAUGGUGGCGGUUGUCACGAACACUAUACCAAGGGCCCGUGCUCGGAACCGGGGGAACUGUUCCUACCUGGUGGAACGUGUGGUUGCCAUCCUCAAUUACCUCACUAUCACGAACCAAGCGGAAUGUGCUAUCAGUUAGGCGGCGUCGGUCCGUGUCCACAAGGACACCAUUUUAUGGUGACGAUGGACGCCCGGUCCUCACAAAAUGAUGUCGUGCGAGCGAAAUGUGUCUGCAAAUCGGGUCACGUAUUGUACAAGAAUGGACUUUGCUACCGAUUGCAUACGAGGGGACCGUGCGAAAGCGGCUACAUGCUGAUUGACUCGUCGAACUGUGUUCCCGUGCCGUGCAAACGCGGCAGACUCUAUUUCCCACGGGAGAAGACUUGCUACAAGAUUGGCACGAGAGGACCGUGCCCGAACGGGCAGAUAGUGUUGUACGAUUAUAACGUGAGGCCAUCGCUCGACGGAAUCAGCUACAACGGCGUAUGCGGAUGUACAAAUAUCAUGAGGGAUGCUGGCAAGUGCAUGGAAGAUGAUAGCAACGACUGUGAGAGCACGCCGGGUAUGGUGAUGAUUAACGGUACCUGCUACAAACUGUACGCACAGGGCCCGUGCACCGCAGGCGAGUGGUUGGUCGCUCAGAGAACGCCGAGAAGCAGCCGAUUGUGGCAAGAAGGUGAGGCGCGACCGAGAGCUAGAUGCGAGUGUCGACCAGGUUACAAGAGAGUCGCGGAGAGCUCCAGAGAAGAACUAGAGAGCAACAAUCUGAUUUCGCCGAACGGCUGUCAACCACCGGCAGUAAGCCUAGCGAAGUUUCUCAACGACAACGUCAAGUCAACGAUCGGGUUUAAAUAAUCCGACAACUCUCUGCACAGUGAGACGUACUAUGGACACAUUUGUAAUUAUGGUGCCCUUGUCAGAUUCCCCAUCAGAAAUAAAUUUUUAUCUAGUGAAAAAAGUUCUUAAGAUGUGUUCAAAGCAUCUUGGACGAACAGCAGGAUCACGAUGAUUCUAAGAGAUAUCGUGUAUAUGUAUACCGUUUUACGGGUUAUUUUUUAUCCUAGUUAAGCAACAUUUUAUUUAUUGCGUUCUGUAUAUCUCAAGCAUUGUAAAUAUCUUUCAUACCGCAACUUACAAAGCGUACAGUUUCCUGAGAGACACGUGCCACCUUGUUUAACUGUUAAACAUUGUAAAUAUAUAUAUGUGUACUUACUCAUUUUUCUGUUGCAAA
This is a messenger RNA of Ooceraea biroi (clonal raider ant), 8475 nucleotides long. RefSeq lists its product as uncharacterized. The record is from RefSeq and is a predicted model, not a curated record. Lineage: Eukaryota; Metazoa; Arthropoda; Insecta; Hymenoptera; Formicidae.